AUGAUAGCUGACUUUGAACGAAUUGCACAUGAUACCGACGGGGAACCCCAAACCGAUGACGAUAUUUAUAGCAUAACUAAAUCCCUCCGUCUCCAACUCCAAGGCAGCAUCGAGAUCGGCGGCAAUACUGGCACAACCAGCAAAGAUAUCGGCGGUCUUUAUUCGGCUGAGCCUUUGGCUUUGAUUAAACCGUCGGGAGUAGAUGAUAUAGCUCGGGUCGUUAAGGCCGCUUCACAAGUUCCUCACAUGACGGUUGCGGCGAGGGGUAACGGCCAUUCCGUCAACGGUCAGUCGAUGAACGAUGGAGGGCUCGUGAUAGACAUGCGUUCCACGGAGGAAAACCUUUUCCGGCUCAUUACAUUAGAUUGUUGCACUAAUUACAUCGAUGUCUCCGGUGGGGCAAUAUGGGAAGACGUCUUGACACGGUGCGUUUCGGAGUUCGGUUUGACACCUAGGUCGUGGACCGAUUACUUGGGCUUAACGGUGGGUGGGACAUUAUCGAACGCUGGCGUCAGUGGCCAGGCCUUCCGUUAUGGUCCCCAAAUAUCGAACGUAAUGGAAUUGGACGUUGUAACCGGAAAAGGAGAUAUAGCCGUCUGCUCCGAAACCCAAAACCCGGAACUGUUCUUCGGAGUCCUGGGCGGGCUGGGCCAGUUCGGUAUUAUCACCCGAGCAAGGGUUAAGGUUCAGACAGCUCCAGACAUGGUGGGUCUCUCAGUGCUUGAGUAA
Hibiscus syriacus is the source of this 729-nucleotide messenger RNA. RefSeq names its product cytokinin dehydrogenase 7-like. Gene Ontology annotation, molecular function: FAD binding; oxidoreductase activity. The record is from RefSeq and is a predicted model, not a curated record. The transcript has a single exon. The coding region runs from base 1 to 729 and encodes 242 amino acids. NCBI's taxonomy places the organism in Eukaryota, Viridiplantae, Streptophyta, Magnoliopsida, Malvales, Malvaceae.